This is a messenger RNA of Galeopterus variegatus (Sunda flying lemur), 2040 nucleotides long. It is a transcript of the gene ANKLE1, whose product is annotated as ankyrin repeat and LEM domain containing 1. Gene Ontology annotation, molecular function: protein binding; endonuclease activity. The record is from RefSeq and is a predicted model, not a curated record. The transcript is spliced from 10 exons. NCBI's taxonomy places the organism in Eukaryota, Metazoa, Chordata, Mammalia, Dermoptera, Cynocephalidae. The coding region runs from base 1 to 2040 and encodes 679 amino acids.
AUGUGGACGCCACUGCGGCCGGGGUCAACCCGGCUGGGGACCUUGCGCUGCGCCCGGGAGCCGCCGGCACCCGAGCCGAGGGGCGGGGCGGCGCGUGCGCACAAGGUCGCCGCGGGAAACUGGAAAUCGGCGGGCCGGGCCAUGGGGCUGGGGGACGGCCCGGACUCGGGCUCGGCGACCGGCCUGGCGCUGCGGCUGAGGGGGGCGCUGCGGGAGCAGGAGCCGCGGGCCGUGGAGGAGCUGCUGAGCCGCGGCGCCGACCCCAACCUGGUGCUAGUGGACGGCGCGGCGGCCGUGCACUUGGCGGCCGGAGCCCGGAGCCCUCGCGCCCUGCUCUGCCUCGGGGCGCUGCUGCGCGGAGGCGGGGACCCCAACGCUCGAUCUGACGAGGCGCUGACGCCGCUGCACGUGGCCGCCGCCUGGGGGUGUCGCCGCGGUCUGGAGCUGCUGCUGAGCCAAGGAGCGGACCCCGAGCUGCGCGACCAGGACGGACUUCGGCCGCUGGACCUGGCCAUGCAGCAGGGACACGGGGACUGUGCGUCCGUCCUGCGGAAGCUCGACACACGGACGAAGACCCAGAACCGGACCUGGACCCAGACUGGGGCAGAGACCCAGAAGCCCGGGACUGAGGCUGCCCGCCCAGGCCUCUCUGGAACUCGCGAUGUGACGCUGGAAUCCACAGCACUCCAAACCUGGCUGGGUAGAGGUGAUAGCAGGGACAUGUGCCUGGAGGCUGGCCUGGGACCCCCCGGCCUCCAUGCCUCCCUUGAGGCUGUGAACAAGGAUGGAAGCCCAGCGUCCCCCCUAGAGUGCCAGGACUGCUGCUCAGAUGCCUCCUUUGUCACCGCAGUUGAGGUCUCUGGGGCUGAGGACCCAGCCCCAGACACUUCCCCCUGUGCUGGGUCAUGGCCCCAGACCAGGCAGGGACUUCUGCCUGGUGGACCUAGGUCUCUGGGUGCCGCACAGCUGGCACAUGAAACUAUCACGGUGGGCAGCGAGGCAGAAAUAAAUGCCUGUCUGCAGGCCCUGACUCUGACCUCGUCAGAUGCUGCCAGCUUCCAGUCCUCUGCUUCCUCACCAUCCCUCCUGGAUGGGAGUCCAGCCCAUAGCCACCCACGGAAAUCACCGCCUGGACCCUCUGACUUCUGCUUCCUGGCAGAUGACCAGACCUCCUUCGAUAGUGACAUAGCCGCUCUCCGUCAGGAGGAUGAGGCGAGCUACACAGGAGGCAGGGACUCUGUCCCCUCUUGCUGUCACCUGCAAGCCCCCGCUGUGUCUGACCUGGAGCUGCUGCAGAAACUACGAGUGCUUGGCCAGAGCCCUGCCCCCAUCACGCCCUUCACCCGGCGGUACUACCUCCAACGGCUGGAAGAAACCCAGGCUGCUCCUGGCCCAGACUUUUCAGGGCACAGCACAGAACUGGCCAAGGCCCUGCAGACAGGCCACAUCCCAGACACCCAGGCAGACGAGGAUGCACUCGCCCAGCAGUUUGAGCAGCCGGAUCCCGCCAGGAGGUGGCGGGAGGGGAUGGCAAAGUCCAGCUUCACGUAUCUGCUGCUGGACCCCAGGGAGACUCAGGACCUGCCAGCCCGAGCCUUCUCACUGACCCUGGCUGAGUGCCUUCAGACUUUCGUACGUGCUGUCUUCUACGUGGGAAAGGGGACACGGGCCCGGCCAUAUGUCCACCUCUGGGAGGCCCUUGGCUAUCGUGGGCAGCCAGCAAAACAGCCCCACCAGACCUGCCCCAAGGUACAACGGAUCUUGGACAUCUGGGCCAGUGGUCGCGGUGUCAUCUCCCUGCAUUGCUUCCAGCAUGUGGUCGCUGUGGAGGCUUAUACACGAGAGGCGUGUCUUGUGGAUGCCCUAGGGAUCCAGACACUGACCAACCAGAAGCAAGGGCACUGCUAUGGAGUGGUGGCAGGCUGGUCACCUGCUCGGCGGCAGCGCUUGGGGGUGCACCUGCUGCACCGUGCCCUCCGUGUCUUCCUGGCCGAGGGCGAGCGAGAGCUGCGGCCCCAGGACAUCCAGGCUCGUGGCUGA